This is a messenger RNA of Racocetra persica, 472 nucleotides long. NCBI's taxonomy places the organism in Eukaryota, Fungi, Glomeromycota, Glomeromycetes, Diversisporales, Gigasporaceae. The record is from the annotation of a GenBank genome assembly.
ACAAAAAGAGCUUUAUUCACAAUUGGCAAGAACCAAAAGAAGAGCAAGAACCAAAAGAAGAGCAAGAACUUUAUCAAUUAAUUUUUAAAUGGGCAACAGAUGAAAUUGAAAUUGAUAUUCUAGAUUUAUUCAAUGCAGCAGUAUAUUUUAAGAAGAACCUUAAUAGCUCUUUUUAUGAUCGAUAUGUUACCAUGAAUUUGCCUAGUUUAAAAAUCUAUUCAGAUAAAAUUAUAUAUGCAAUGCAGAAAAUUUUGCAAGCAACACAAACGAUUCUUCUUAUUUUUGGCCCAUAUGGAUGGGGAUGUUUAUUAUUUUUAAAGCAACAUGAACAGUAUUCAAUACUUAUUCCAACUUUUAAAGAAAUUUUAGAUUUUACAAUUGAAGCAAAAAGAUAUUUCUCUAUGCAUAUUUUGCACCAUUUUUUUAUGAAUGAAAUAAACUUUGAGGAAGGCGAAGUUAAUGAUUAUAUAAG